UCAGAACAAUAUGAUCAGUCAUAAUAUCUGAUUAUCAUUUUGUUGAAAUAUUGAUAUGCCCAUUAUUACUUGAAUGUACAAAGUUAAUAUUUAACAGUAGUAAAUGUACUAAAAUGUUUUGGUGUCAAUUGCAUGAGGUGGGCAGAAUGACAACUGAUUAAAAUAUGUAAGCAAAUUAAUCAUUUUAUGACCUCUAAUAAUAAUAAACCAAUAAUUUAUCAUGAUUUUAAGCUCAUAUAAUUGACCAUCUUAGUAUUUUUAAGAUUUAUUUUGCUUACUUUUAAAAUGUAACAAAAUAAACUGAAAAGUGCCUGUAUACAUGGUAUAUGAAGAAAUCUGAAACAGAAUGAGGUAUUUAAAAAUAAGCAACUUUCCUAUCUAUCAGUGACAUACAGAGAUAUCAGUAACAUUCAGAGAAACCAAGAUAUCAGUUACAUACCAAGAUAUCAGUGACAUACAUAAAUACCAGCUUUGAGAUAUCAGUUACAUUCAGAGAUACCAAGGUAUCAAAGACAUGCAGAGAUACCAAAAUAUCAGUAAUAUACAGAUAUACCAAUGUAUCAGUGACAUUCAGAGAUACUAAGAUAUUAGAGACAAAAAGAGAUACCAGGAUAUCAGUGACAUGCAGAGAUACCAAGAUAUCAGUGACAUUCAGAGAUACUAAGAUAUUAGAGACAAAAAGAGAUACCAGGAUAUCAGUGACAUGCAGAGAUACCAAGAUAUCAGUGACAUUCAGAGAUACUAAGAUAUCAGUCAUAUUCAGAGAUACUAUGAUAUUAGAGACAUUGAUUCAGAGAUACUAAGAUAUCAGUGACAUACAGAGAUACUAAGAUAUCAGUGACAUACAGAGAUACUAAGAUAUCAGUGACAUACAGAGAUACUAAGAUAUUAGAGACAAAAAGAGAUACCAGGAUAUCAGUAAUAUACAGAGAUACCAAUGUAUCAGUGACAUUCAGAGAUACUAAGAUAUUAGAGACAAAAAGAGAUACCAGGAUAUUAGUGACAUGCAGAGAUACCAAGAUAUCAGUGACAUGCAGAGAUACCAAGAUAUCAGUGACAUACAGAGAUACUAAGAUAUCAGUCAUAUUCAGAGAUACUAUGAUAUUAGAGACAUUCAGAGAUACUAAGAUAUCAGUGACAUACAGAGAUACUAAGAUAUCAGUGACAUACAGAGAUACUAAGAUAUUAGAAACAUUCAGAGUUACUAAGAUAUUAGAGACAUACAAAGAUAUCAAUUCUUCUGUGACAUACAGAGAUACCAAUGCAUCAGUGACAUUGAGAGAUGCCAAGAUAUCAGUAACAUACAGAGACACCAAUGCAUCAAAAACAUACAGAGACACCAAUGUAUCAGUGGCAUACAAAGAUACCAAUGUAUCAGAGACAUACUGAGAUACAGAGGUAUCAGUGCAAUACAGAGAUAUUAAUGUAUUAGUGACAUACAGAAAUACCAAUGUUUCAGUGACAUACAGAGAUACCAUGAUUUCAAUGACAUACAAAGAUGCCAAGACAUCGGUGACAUACAGUGAUAGAGAUCAGUUGUGUACAGAUAUAUACUAGUAGAUUACAUUGUAUGUGUAUACACUAUUAUUAGACAUACUAAAAUAGAGAUGUAUGGUACUUAACGGUUUCAGUCGUUUUCAGAUUUAUAGAUUUCAUAGUACAUGUGUACCUAAAUUAUGGGGAAAUAUCUCACAUACAAAGAUAAAUUGUUUUUGGAUAUCAGUUGUGUACAGAUCUAUAGUUAUACCAAGAUAUCUAUGAUUUACAGAAAUAGAGCAGUUAUUAGAAAUCAAUGACAUGCAGAAAACUGGACACAUCCACCAAAGGCUGAUGGACGUCCAACAACUAUGAUGUAGUCUGUACAAUGGAGAAAACCAAAGUAUCCUCUGUGUAAUGUUCUACCUGAUUCAAAUCAAAAUCCAGUGAUAUUAUAUGGAGCUACCAGGGGACUAAGCCAGGCUGCCUGUGAGACAACAAAGCUAACCUGAGCCAAGCGCAUGGAUAAAUGCUGAGAUGUAUUGUUUGAAAAGAAGGCAACACCUGAAACACAGCUGUAGUUAGAUGGAGACUCGUGCUCACCAUGCCAGUACGAGAUGUCAGAAAACACAGGGACCUUCACUUGGAAAGAAAACAUGUUUACAAUGUGUACGACCAGAUUGCUCCAAAGUUCAGCGAGAUUUCACAGAAGGCUUGGCCGAAUGUCCGCAGGUUUCUCAAGGACUUGCCCCCUGGUUCUGUAGUUGCUGAUAUAGGGUGUGGUAGUGGUCGAUAUCUCCACAUCAACAGUAAGGUGUCAAAAAUCGGAGUGGAUAUCUGCACACCUUUGGUAGAAGGUGCAAGGAAGAAGGGUCAUGAGGUACUGGUGGCCGACAAUCUGACUCUCCCCUUCAGAGAUGGCGCGUUUGAUGCUGUCAUCUCCAUCGGAGUCAUCCAUCACUUCUCCAGUCAGAGUCGGAGACUGCAAGCUGUGAAGGAGAUGUGUCGAUUACUUAGGCCGGGUGGUCAAAUCAUGAUUUAUGUAUGGGCUUUUGAACAGAAACAUCGAAAAUUUAAAGCUCAAGAUGUCUUGAUUCCUUGGCAUGGUAAUCAAAGCAACAAAAGAUCAGGCUCCUUAGAUUUGUCCAGCAAUGCCAGUUCAGACAGCGAGUCAUCAAUAGACACAGAGGACUCCAGAAAGUCAAUCCAAAACUUAAAUCGCACACUCUCAGACCCAGGCACUGAGCACGACGAGACACAGCUACAGGCGUACCUGAGAACUGUCACCCAGAGGUCUCAGUUUACUCAGAAACACAGGUGUAACACCCUCCCUAGCUCAUUGGAGGGACUUUCUGGGGAGGAGUCUCAUGACGAAACGAUGCCCAGUGUUUUGGCUGCAGAGUGUAGAAAAUUUGAAGCGUCACUAAAAGCUAUGUCCUCCAGUAUGUUCUACCUCAGUGAAAACGAGCAGAGACAAGCAUCUGAAUACAGACAGGACUAUAUUGAUAGGGUGGAGGAUUCAUCCUUUCAUAACACACGCAUUAGUCAUCAUAUGGCAGCUAAGAUUCCAGUGUUGGAUGAUUCUCUCCCACCUUUAAGAAACCAAAGUACAGCUCAAGUCUCAGCAUCAACAGCAAGAGAAGAGAGUUUACUGAAAAAGCAUUCCGGAGAUCUUGAAACCAAUGGAUUCCAAAGUGAUAAGUGUAAACAAGGAAAUGCAAGAAUUAACAAAGCAAAGGAUUUGUGUUCUUCACAUGAAUUUUCUGCAGAUCUUCAGGAUAACAAUGCAAGCAAAUCAAACUUCAUAUGUGACCUUUGCCCAGAGCAUAAGCCAAGCCUUGGCCAGUAUUUUUGUAUGAAUAGUGACUUGCAUAACAAAUCAUAUGCUUUAAUGGAAGACAGUGUGAAAGAAAAGAAAAAUAAGUUGACAUUAUUUGCCUCAAUCAAAGAGAGUUUUCUUAACUUCUUUGAAGGGAAGUCAUCGAAAAUGAAGAAGCCAAAAUUGGAGAUGCCAUUGUGUGAAAGUGAAGAUGUUGAUGUAAGUGAUUUUGCUGUGAGGGAGUUUCCAAUGAGCAGUUGUCCAAACUAUAGAAAGGAGAUUACUUCAGAGGAUUCAGAAGAAGUCUUUUUGAGCAAUGAAUCCCCAGACACAGGGGUCAUUUGCAUGAAAGAUAAAGCCAGUGAUUUUCAUGGUCAUCAAACAUCCACCAAACUUUCAAGACCUAAUGGUGCACAACUUAAGCAUUCCAUGUCUGACAUAUCACCUUCAAAACUACAGUCUCUAAAACGUUUUGAUCACAUGUCUACAGAUAGUCUUAAAACAAGAACUCAGGUUAUUGGCAUGUCUCGCCAACAUUCUCACAGCUUGCCAACGGUGAACCAAUUUACAGAGCCAGUUCAAGUCUCUUAUCCCCCCGCUUCUGUGCCUUCCUCGCCUGCAAUUAGAAACGAAUUUUUUAAGAAUUCUACAGAACUUAGCAGAUUUUAUCAUGUAUUUAAAGAUGGGGAGUUGUCAAAACUUAUUUCAAAGCAGGUUCCUAAUGUUAGAAUUGUAAGUUCUACCUAUGAUCAUGCCAACUGGUGCAUUGUUGCAGAAAAAUGCCUGACAUCUUGAGUGAGAGAAAAAUUUAUCCCAUCUUUAUUUCUUACAAUGUUAUGUUGGUAUUGUUUGUCACAAAAUACCAUUUAUAUAUUUUAAUAGAAUAUUUAUGUGAAUAGUUGCAAAGCCUGUGAAUAUUUUUAGUCAUUCAUGUCUUUCAUUGCAGCUGGUGCAUUUUAUCCAUCAUUGAAAACAUCUUCUGCACAGCCUUGUUGAAGCAGAGCUACUUAACAAAAUAAACUAUAGGUUUUCAAUGGGUUUUUAGCCUUAAAGGAUCUCAGAAUUAAAGAAUGUUAGUUAUUUUAUAUCUUUAUUUUUACACCUUGUUAGAUCCUAAAUAUGAGUAUUAUAGCUAAGCCAAAUUUUAUUAUUAGGUGCUCGAUGAGAUGUUCUUGUACUGCCAUAAAACUGAUAUUGUACGCAUAGUUAUCAUUUCCAUGCUGAGCAAAAAAGUGAAAGGAAGAAUACAUGUGCGAGAGGUGAAAUGCUUUAUAGAGUCUGCACCAGUUUACUUUGAUGUACUUUGAUUUACAAAGUAAACAAAUAUUGUAAUGUACUGUAAAUGUGGUAACUGUUUUUGUUGUGUGGUAUAUUAGUAUCAAAUCGUUUUACACUGUGUGCAGCAUUUAUCAUACUGGAAAUCCAUCAUAACAAAGAAGAAUGACAGCAGGGAAAUUUUGGUUGGAAUACUCAAUAAUUACUUAGAUACUUAAAGUCAUAUCUGCAGGGAUAUUUAUCCCUAUGAUAUCUGUAUGAUCACUCUAAUUUCUGUAGAUUUGAUAGAAAUUGGUAAUUAGCAAUGCAUUUAUUUUUUCUAAGUUAUCCCCCUUCACCACCUUGGUGCAGAUCCAAUUUUAUACACAUUCCAAAUUUUAAACUGGAUUUUUUUUUUUUUUGAAGCCUGAUUUUGAUGAUGACUUCUCUGUAUCAGUUAAGUUAUUGAUUACGCAGCUAUGUGCCACACAACAUGUCCAUCAAUGGGAACAACUCUUGCUUUGCAUGCCUACUUAUUUUUACAUUAAUUUAUGAUAUUAAUUGUCUCUGUAAAAAUUUGGUUUUUUAUUUGUUGUAAAGCUACACAGUAAGAGAUCAUGAUUCAUAUGUGUAAAAGAGAUGAUCGAUAAUACAGUCUGUAUUCUCUAGGCCAAGCCAGUCAAAACAACAUAGCUCUAAAACUUUGAUAUAAUAGUACAGUUUAACUUCGAUAUCUUGAACACUGAUAUCUUGAAUACAAUGGAUAUGUCGAAGUGAUAUAUCCCAACCACUUUUUUUUAAAGUAUUUUUACCCUUGAUAUCUCGAAUACUCGGAUAUCUCUAAAUUUUAAACAGUACCAUCUAGAUCGAGAUAACAAAGUUUGACUGUAGUUGUACAUAUUGCCUUCAGUUGUCUUUUUGUGCCUUCGCAAUGAAGAACUUUUAUUUGUGCUUAGAGUGGCAAAACACAGUUCGUGAUAUUUCCGUAUGCCAACAUUAUGCACUGAACUCAAUCAAAACAGUUAGAGAAGAUAUAACAUUGAACUUCCUUAUCUUGAAUAUUUCUCAAAUACCAGGACUAUGUUGAAUUGAAUUUAUUUAGAAUUCACAAUGUUUCUUAAUACAUUACAGCCUAGUUAGGUUUUGCUUGGCUCUGUUUAAUUUGAGAUAACAAGGUUUAACAAUGCAUGUAUGAUAUUGAUAUUAUAGGAUCGAAACUUGAUAAAACAUGUACCAAUUUCCUGUUACCCAACAUCGUGGGAAAAUUGAUUUUCAUGUUUUUAAUGUACUAGUUAUAGGUACAUGUAAGGUACAACUGUACUGGUACAUGAUGAUUUGAAAAACAAUCCUACAUGUAAUAUAUUCAUGGUUGUUUAGGAGCAGAGCUUGCUUUUCAUGCUUUUUGGAAUCAAAAACCUCUUGACAUUGAUUUUAUAACAAAAUUUGCUCAUCAACAUAUCUGGGUUUUUUGUUGUGUCAAAUGUUUGUGUUGAAGUAAUUGGGAUUGAGUUAUUUUAUGUAGUUUAAUUUUCAUUGUUAUAUUUUUAACCACCAAAAAAUGUUGGGUUUUUUUUCUCACAAUCAACAAAUCACAGAUUUGUAGAACAUUCCUUGGGCAAAGAUUUACUGUAUCAUAAUUCCCAUGACAAGUAUUUAACUGCUUUUAGGGUGGAAUAACACACCUGGAAAAAGUCCCUCAAAUUAACAGGAAAUUUUUUGAUAAUGAAAGAAAUAGUGAUAAAUAAACUGUACAAAUGUCAAAUAAGAGAAAAAUUUGCAGUUUGGGGAUAAAAAUUAAUAUCUGAAAUAAUUAUUCCAGUAAGUAACAACAAAAGCUCCUGCGGGAUUCGAACUCAGGAUGUACGGAUCACAUGUCCGGUUCUUUAUCCACUCGGCUAUGGAGUAAGUUAUAUGCUUUAGUCCACAAAAUCCUUUAAAUAAAACGAAAUGUCGUUUCGAUCAGCGGUCAGCCAUUUUGUGAUGAUGUGUUAUUCCACCUUAAUAUCUGUAUCAUGUGAUUCCAAAAGUUAAAACAACUCACUCAGAGGAUGAGAUUAAUGUUAAAGUUAACAUAUCAGUUUGUUUAUGGCAUUUUCUACAUGUGCAAUAUAUUUAAAGGAUCUUUUAUAUAUUUCUAGUCUUAAGAGUAAUUUUUCAGUCAGAUUUUGAGAUGACUGAUGUUGGUUUUUACAAGUCUUUCAAAGAGAUAAUCUUGCUAAAAUCAGUGGAACUUAUAUAAGACAAUAACACGGAUGCGUUAGUAGAGAUGUGGCAAAGUUUUAACAUUUUAAUCUUGUCAUGAGCCAAUGUUUGUUAUGUGACAAGUAAAAUAUAAAUCUCCAA
Molecule: messenger RNA, 6892 nt
Organism: Magallana angulata
Lineage: Eukaryota; Metazoa; Mollusca; Bivalvia; Ostreida; Ostreidae
Exons: 7
Coding region: 2081-4090 (669 amino acids)
Biological process (GO): tRNA wobble uridine modification
Cellular component (GO): cytoplasm; nucleus
Molecular function (GO): S-adenosylmethionine-dependent methyltransferase activity; tRNA binding
Source: RefSeq, a predicted model, not a curated record